AUGGUCGGAACCGGACAGGAAUUUCAAGUUUCAUGCCACGCUCCAGACUGCUUGGUCUGGGAAAUCACCCGCAAAAGCCACGCUUUCUUGAAAAAGUCUGGCUUCACCGAGUUCUCCUUGGAGCCAUUCAACCUCGUUGGAAAGAACACCCCAAAGUACACUGGAUUCUCUCACAAGCCAGUCCUUGACAUUGUUCUCACCAGCAAUGGCUCAUUGGCCAUCCAAAAGACCCGCAAGUUGCUCGAAACAAGGAGCCCUGCAAACAACAAGAGCGCCAAAAAGGUCGCCAAGUGCCUCAAGAACUUGCCAAGUUUGCGCAAAACCGUCAGGGAACACAGACCAGACUUGGCCAAGGACUUUCUCCUCAAGUUUGUCAAGCUCGUCCACGCCAAGACCGAUGACAAGAGUGAAUAA
Molecule: messenger RNA, 414 nt
Organism: Theileria equi strain WA
Lineage: Eukaryota; Apicomplexa; Aconoidasida; Piroplasmida; Theileriidae
Product: 60S ribosomal protein L28, putative
Exons: 3
Coding region: 1-414 (137 amino acids)
Source: RefSeq, a predicted model, not a curated record